AUGCUGCGCAAAAUUCCCAACAGAUACUCAAUUGUUCGCCAUUAUGCCAAGGACUUGAAAUUCGGUGCUGAUGGCCGUAAGAACAUGCUUGUUGGAAUUGAUCUUUUGGCUGAUGCCGUCGCUGUUACAAUGGGACCUAAGGUAUGCCUUUGGCAAUUUUUUUUGUGUUUUAGGUUCACUAAUGAGAUGUUUUUGUGUGUGAAGUCGCUGGACUUUCUUUAUUGAGUCUUGUCGUUUCAGGGGCGGAAUGUGAUCAUUGAACAGUCAUGGGGAUCUCCCAAGAUCACCAAGGACGGAGUGACUGUUGCCAAGGCUGUUGAUCUCGGAGACAAAUACCAGAACCUCGGAGCGCGUCUCGUGCAAGAUGUGGCCUCAAAGGCCAAUGACGAAGCUGGAGAUGGAACCACUUGUGCCACCGUUCUUGCUCGCGCUAUUGCCAAAGAAGGUUUUGAGAACAUCAGCAAGGGUGCCAACCCCGUCGAAGUCAGAAAGGGAGUCAUGAAGGCUGUUGAUACUAUUGUCGCUGACCUCAAGAAGUUGUCAAAAGAUGUUACCACCCCGGAGGAGAUCGCGCAAGUUGCAACGAUUUCGGCCAAUGGCGAUAAGAAGAUUGGAGACUUGAUCUCUGAAGCCAUGAAGAAGGUCGGAAACAAGGGUGUCAUCACCGUCAAGGAUGGAAAGACCCUUUAUGACGAGCUCGAAGUUAUUGAGGGAUUGAGCUUCGAUCGAGGAUUCAUCUCUCCUUACUUCAUCAACUCUUCGAAGGGCGCCAAAGUCGAGUUCGAAAAAGCUUUGCUUUUGUUCAGCGAGAAGAAGAUCUCAAAUGUUCAGGUAUGUAUUGCAUUCAAGGGUCAAUGUUGAUAACGUUUUAGGACAUUGUUCCCGCUCUGGAAUUGGCCAACAAAUACCGCCGUCCGCUGGUUAUCGUCGCCGAAGACGUCGAUGGAGAAGCGCUUACCACCUUGGUCCUCAACAGAUUGAAGGUUGGCCUCCAAGUUGCUGCCGUCAAAGCCCCAGGAUUUGGUGACAAUCGCAAGAACACCCUGAAGGAUAUGGCCAUCGCUACUGGCGGAGUUGUUUUCAACGAGGAAGCGAGUCUCACCAAGAUUGAAGACAUUACCAUCGAUGACUUUGGAGAAGCCGGCGAAGUCACCAUCACCAAGGACGACACAUUGAUCUUGAAAGGAAAUGGGCGAACGGAAGAAGUCGAGAAAAGGGUGGCCCAAAUCCAAGAGGAGAUCGAGAGCUCGACUUCGGAUUAUGAGAAGGAGAAGCUGAACGAGAGAUUGGCCAAACUAUCCCGAGGCGUCGCUUUGUUGAAGGUUGGAGGAUCAUCUGAGGUCGAGGUCAACGAGAAGAAGGACCGAGUAACUGACGCUUUGUGUGCCACUCGCGCAGCUGUUGAGGAGGGUAUUGUUCCAGGUGGUGGUGUCGCCCUUCUGAGAUCAUUGAAGAGUUUGGACUCUCUUCAAGGAGAUAACGAUGACCAGAAGGCCGGUAAGGAAUGAUUUUCACAUGUGUUUUUGUUAUCUUUGUCGUUUCGUCAAGAAAUUUUUUUAGGUAUCAAAAUCGUGCAGAAGGCCGUCCGCCAACCCAUCUCUACCAUUGUUCAGAACGCUGGUCUCGAAGCCGCCACAAUUGUCGCUAAAGUGCUUGAGAACUCGGACGUCAACUUCGGAUACGAUGCGUUGAACGACAAGUUUGUGAACAUGGUCGAAGCUGGUAUCAUCGAUCCCACCAAAGUGGUCAGAACUGCUCUCCAAGAUGCUGCUGGAGUAGCUUCGCUUUUGGCCACCACUGAGUGCGUCGUUACAGAGAUCCCCAAGCCAGAGCCGGCUGCUGCUGCAGGAGCCGGAGGAAUGGGCGGCAUGGGUGGAAUGGGAGGAAUGGGCUUCUAA
This is a messenger RNA of Bursaphelenchus xylophilus (pine wood nematode), 1898 nucleotides long. Lineage: Eukaryota; Metazoa; Nematoda; Chromadorea; Rhabditida; Aphelenchoididae. The record is from the annotation of a GenBank genome assembly.